Messenger RNA from Actinia tenebrosa (Australian red waratah sea anemone), 2193 nucleotides. RefSeq lists its product as uncharacterized. The record is from RefSeq and is a predicted model, not a curated record. Lineage: Eukaryota; Metazoa; Cnidaria; Anthozoa; Actiniaria; Actiniidae.
CACUAACGGAACACCAAGUCAAUAGCAAAAUCAUGCAAAACUUAGAUAGAUUUACUGCGCAAUGAGCAAGCUAGCACCGAGAAGUCUGCAGAGCUGAUUUCCGUGAAUUCCGGGUUGUGCUCUGAUCGAUGUCAUUCAACGUCGAGAUUCUGUUACCUUGACUCGACCCUGUUAAGGUAAAAAGUCGUGAUGUGACAAUAGGACAAGUGCGUGCAAGGUAUCUAGUAUUCGUUCUCUCUCACUCCUGUAAACGCAGGUCGCGAAGAAAUCUAUGUAAACAAUGAUUCCAAGAGCUCUUGAGAUGUCAUGGAAAAUAACAGCCGACGAGCUAUUUGAUACUUUAAGAACUGGAUAAGAUGAUCCUGUUUGAUCCAUCCAAUCUUAGAACGCUUACUAAGCCAGAGACCACUUCAUAAGACCCGUCAUUCUGUUGCGAUGUUCAUAGGGAAAGGAAAAUCACUUAGAGUAACAAUGGAGAGGAAUACCUUAAGAGCAACUACUCCUCUUGUAUCAGAUAAAGUGGCAAAGACCAUCAUAGCAAGAAAUGCACUUUAUGAGAAAGAGUUAGCAGGCGUCUGCAAAUCAGUAGAGAAAGAGAAGAGCUACUGCGCGGUAAAUUUUCGAAAGUCAAAGAAAGACCUGAUAAGGAGCAUAGAAAUCAAGGAGUCUGCAGAGUCCAGCAAGAAAGUCUGCGUUCUCGAAAAAGACAGUUCUGGAGCUGUGUUCGAAACUGAAUCCAGAAGUCGAAGCUCUUCGUUACCAACAAGUUUGAGCUUGCGACGUGCAAAACUGCAUUUGAGUAGAUCUUCGUCGCUGUCGAUUGAAAACAAAGCCAAACAAAAUGGCAAUUUUAGUGCGCGGAAUUGCAAUUCGAUGUACGAAGGGUACAUACCUCAUUCGCCCUUAUCGCGAAGGCGUGCAAUGCAGGCUGUACAAAGUCCUGAUAGCCCAACGUCAGAAGUGCAGUUUAAUCUCAAAUCAGCGUCAUUUCAGAUAGAAGACAGCAAAGAUGAUGUUUACGAAUCACGGCAAAGCGUAUUCGAUGCCCAGAGCUUUGGAUCAAGCCCAACAAACAGUCAGACCUCUGAUACUGACUUUGAUAUACCUGAGAUCCUUGUAUCUGAAGUUGAUGGCCAACUGAACGAAUCUCCCCAAAGAAAAACCUCUUUAACAAAGAGAAGUUACAGCACAGGAGACUUGCAUGAUGUACUCUCAGAUUCUAAGAAACAAACACCUUCACCUUGCUCUUCACCGCGGCUUUUGAGAAGAACAUUAAGCUCGGGUAUCAAUUCUGACUCCUCACAAGAAAAUUUGACAGAAUCGAGUAAAAACAAAACAAAGUAUGGAUCGCUUGAUGAGUCGUUAUUCCAAAGGUUUAACGAUAUGUUGUUGGAGGCAAACGUACCGCAGAGACCGAAGCCAAGACCUAAGCUUUACACUGAAGAACCGUUUUAUUUGCGUAAGAAAUGCGUGAUUAGACGUUGCUUACAGAAUAAUACAGACCUGCCAGUUAAGCUGGGUGUUUGUCAGAGCAAGGAGAAAAGCGAACCAGACGGGGAACGACCGCUGGCUGAGAUUUUACCACCAGUCGCGCUACCACCAAUCUAUACACAGCAGAACAAUAGAAGAAAAGCGACUGGGAUGGAUAGUGAAAAGAAUAAAAGCAAAAUGACUGGGAUUAAAAGAACAGAUGCUGUUAAAAUUGGUAUGAAUAAUCCAAGACUUACUGAAAAUCUUAAUGAUUGUAGAUAUUUACGAAAUCAAACGAAAAGAUCGAUGACCGAGUAGAAGCCAAUUCGAUAUGAACGUGAAAUGUAUAUAAAACAUAGCUUGUUCAAACUUAUUCUACUCUUUCUGAGGGGUGUGCGCACAUAAAACUUCAUACUUUCAGUUUAUAGGUCUCCAAUUAUAGGUAAGGUGUUUUAAAACCAAAUGAGUCAAAUAGACCAAAUCAGAGAGAUUUUAAACAAACGAUUGACAUUGAAAUCAUAUUGGUUCCUCAUCUAAAGCAAUUAUUUGGCCCUUGAGUCAAGAAGUAUUACCUCUACUAAAUUCUAUAAUCGUACGGGUUUUUUAUCCUAACAUGCAUGAAACUCCUGAAAACAAACUGAGCGCAUGCUCGGAGCUUACUGUAAGUCUAUCUAUAUAUCUCAACUGACAUAUUGUUAAUAAAGGCUUACAUUUAUAUUAUAA